UUUCUCGUUGCUUUGCUUGUCCAUUCGCCCGUGUGCUGGGUUUACGCCAGGCUGCUGAAUGUCGCUGUUCUUGUUCUUGUCCUUGUCCGCUUUCACGUGACUUUUGCCCUCUUCGUGACGCUCGUUCAGCCCGUUCGUAAGUUCUCUGUCCCUCCCCAGAGCCCCGUCUUUAGCUUCCUGCCCGCCUCGCCCGAGCGUGACGCGGGGCCCGAUCAGCCCGGCGCCGCCUGGCAGUCUAAGCUCGCCGCCCAACACCACCACCACCACCACCAGCGUCACCACCGACUGCCCGAUCCCAAGACACAAACUCUCCCCGCCAAGGCCAGCCUCAACGAGAAACCUCUACAACCCAUCAGAUCCAAUCCCCUGCCCAUUAACCUUGUUGCCUCCCCUUGCCCCAGCCCCCACAGCCACCACCACCCCAUGGCAUCCCCCACCCACCACCACCACUCCAUCCCCUCUCCUCCCUUCCUCCCGCCCGGCCCCGCGCGCUUUUUCCCAGGUACUAAAUCCGGCACCAAAUCUGUCCCUGCCCCACAGGUCACCCCUCACCCCUCCCCCAAAGGCAGCCCCCUCCCCACCCCGCUGGGAACCCCUGUUCACACACCAAAGGACAGCCCCUGCAGCACGCCCAACGUUACCCCCCCCUCCAGCCCCGGCGUGGGGGGAGUGCCCUGGCGGACACGGCUCAACUCCAUCAAGAACAGUUUCCUUGGGUCACCGCGCUUCCACCGGAGAAAACUGCAGGUACCCCCAGAGGAAAUGUCCAGCCUAACGCCGGAGACAUCCCCAGAACUCGCCAAGAAGUCGUGGUUCGGCAACUUUAUCAACCUGGACAAGGAGGAGCAGAUAUUCAUCGUCAUCAGGGAUAAGCCUCUCAGCUCCAUCAAAGCGGACAUUGUCCACGCCUUCCUCUCGAUCCCCAGUUUGAGCCACAGUGUUAUAUCGCAGACCAGCUUCCGUGCAGAGUAUAAGAUGGUGGGGGGCCCGACUGUCUUCCAGAAACCAGUCAGGUUCCAGGUGGACAUCACCUAUGCGGAGGGAGCCGAGGCACACAGAGAAAACAGCAUCUACUCAGUCACCUUCACACUAAUGUCAGGGCCCAGUCGCAGGUUUAAACGAGUGGUGCAGACAAUUCAAGCACAGUUGCUAAGUGCACACGAUCAGCCACUCGCCCAGACACUCGCAGAUGAGAAGAACGGGCAGUACAGUCACCCGGCAGGGACGUCGAUCCGAGGGGCGCAGAGCAUGCCCCGGGCAUGGAACGACUCCGAGUCGGUGGAGCACUUCAGGCGAGGAGAUUCCAAGCACUCGUCCUCCUUGAAGGAGAAGCCCAAACUCCUAUCCUCCAACGGCACCCAAAGUCAACCAUAAACUGACCCAGCAAAUAGCAAAACUUGACAAACUCUGUCCUGAAAACAGAAAAAAAGAAAUGGAGACAUCUCACGUUGUCUUUGCGAGGAUGUAAAUAUCUUUAAACAAGAAAUGAAAUGGAGCUGGAUAC
This is a messenger RNA of Amblyraja radiata (thorny skate), 1504 nucleotides long. Its product is annotated as serine/threonine-protein kinase BRSK2-like. The transcript has 6 exons. Lineage: Eukaryota; Metazoa; Chordata; Chondrichthyes; Rajiformes; Rajidae. The record is from RefSeq and is a predicted model, not a curated record. The annotation marks the transcript as partial.